Paramuricea clavata is the source of this 1450-nucleotide messenger RNA. The record is from the annotation of a GenBank genome assembly. Lineage: Eukaryota; Metazoa; Cnidaria; Anthozoa; Malacalcyonacea; Plexauridae.
AUGUCGGAUUUGGAUAGUGAUUCCGACUUGGCACACGAGAUUUAUGAUCCUGAAGGUGAUCCUAAUUAUUAUGGUUCGCCAGUACGCCGUUCUCUGCCUUUGGAAGGCCCGUCGACGUCGACUGCUCAGAUGCCUAUCCUUCCUGAACGAACGCAGGUGAUUACUUGCUCUGUUGCUCACAAUUUUUAUCGUUAUCCAUGAUAUAUUCUAAGACAAUUUUCUUUCAUCUUUGUAAUCGUGUACAUUAAUUUUCUUAGUUUUGUCAGUGUAAGAACACCUGUAGCCGAAAGAGUGGGAAAAAGCAGCGAGGUUGUCCCUGCAGAGAUGAUGCUUUGUUUUGCUCAGAGAAGUGUUCCUGCGGAACCGCAAAAUCUGCGUGUAAAAAUAGAUUGGAUGUUGCAAACAAAGCAGCAGUUUCCAAUGCCGGGUUAAAUGCAUUCGAACGCCAUCGUAUUGCUGUAGAAGAGUCAAAGCAAGAAAUUUCGGUGAGACCACUGUAUAUUUAUGUUACGUUUUACUGACUAUACAAUGUCACCAACUUAUAAUAACAUUACAACAGUCUGGCAUUUAUAUCGAACAAUUCAAAGCAAUGUUUUGAUAUCAUUCUCAGUGUAUAUCCACACUGGGCAGGCUGAAAAGUUAGCCUGAACACGGUUGCGCUGCCAUUCAAAGUAAUUUGAAUAUUCAUAGCAAUUAGCAAAGCUACAAUGCUUGACAUAAGGCAUUUUUUUUGGCUUUGUAAAACUCAUAAAAUAUCAUCUUUCUUUUUCAUAGCGUUUUAUUGCUAAAUGCUGGACUGUUUAAUAUUAUAUACUAUUACAUAGAUGAAGCAAAUUAAUAUUUACACUUUUGAGGCUAAUAUUGUCAGAUUUUUAAUACUGUGUGAAGAGGUCUGAAUAUUUAUAAUUAUGCAAGUACAGUAUGUUAUUGGGCCAAUCAAUCUUUGUCAAAUCAUAUCUUAUUGCAGGAAUUCAUAUCAAUCUUGACAGGAGAACAGAAAAACGUGAUCCUACUAGAACUCCUUUCAAAUGGUAGUGGAAGUAUGGACUAUGCCAAAAAGUUGUUGGAUUUUGGUGGUACUGUGCCAGAGUUGCCUCCUACAAAGCCAUGUUGGUGUGUUUGUGGAAUUUGUCAACCCAUGCCAAGUGAAGAAGAGAACAAAUGUUGUGGCAAAAUUACAUGUGUGACAUCCUUUGUGACAUUCAGGAAUGUAUGUACUGAUAGGGAGGUUUUAAUCAUGGCUAUAAGGGCCAGAUGUGACAUAAGAGCAGACGAAAUAGACUACUCCAUGAACAGUUUUAGAAAAGCAGCCUAUCGCCAGUACAUACUUUGGCGAUACAAAAAACUUGGGCGUGGAAAUAGAAGAGUAUGUCCAUCAUGUGUGGUCCUAGCAAUAAGACAGGUUUAUCCUGCAGAAGAUGGCCAGUAUAUGGGCUUCAAAAGGGCAUAG